CCGCCGCGCUCGGGGAGCCCCUGCGGCCACUCCGGCGAACGAGUCCGGCCGUCAUCGUUGUCGCCUCCAACGACGCCCGACCCCGGUCCGUAUCGGCAACACCCCCGCAGCCGUACAUCGCCAUGUACGGGUUCGUGAACCACGCCUUGGAGCUGCUGGUCCUGAGAAAGUUUGGCGCCGAAACAUGGGAACAGAUCAAACGGGAAGCCGAGAUCGAGAUGGAGGGCCAGUUCCUGGUUCGACUUGUGUACGACGACGAGAUCACCUACAGCCUCGUACUGGCGGCUGAGAAGGUCCUCGGCAUACCGGCUGACGAGAUCCUGGAGAUGUUCGGGCGCAUGUUCUUCGACUUCUGCCAGGAGUCCGGCUACGACAAGAUCCUGCAGGUGCUGGGCGCCACGCCCAGGGACUUCCUGCAGAACCUGGACGCCCUGCACGACCACCUGGCCACCAUCUACCCGGGCAUGCGCGCCCCUUCCUUCCGCUGCACAGAGAGGCCCGGCGACGGGGCGCUGCUUCUGCACUACUACUCCGAGCGGGAAGGGCUCGAGCCCAUCGUCAUCGGCAUCGUCAAGGCCGUGGCGAGCAAGCUGCACCACACCGAGGUGCAAGUGGAGCAGCUCCAGGGCAAGGAGGACGGGCUGGACCACGUGCAGUUCGCCAUCCGGGAGACGGGUCAGCGCCCGCGCACGCCGGAGCCCGAGCUCGAGGACUUCCUGGACGCCGAGUCGCUGCAGGAAAAGAAGAUCAGUCCGGCCACGUUCUGCCGCGCCUUUCCCUUCCACGUCAUGUUCGACCGGAACCUGAACGUCGUGCAGGCCGGUACCUCGGUCACUCGAGUGCUGCCCACUCUCGCACAGGAGAACAGCCGCAUCUCGGACUUCAUGGAGCUUGUGCGACCCCACAUGGAGCUGACCUUCGACAACAUCCUGGCGCACAUCAACACGGUGUACGUGCUUCGCACGCGCGCCGCAGCGGGCCAGUCCGGCGAGCGCGCCACGCGCAUGCGCCUCAAGGGCCAGAUGCUGUACGUGCCGGAGACCGAGCUCAUGCUGUUCCUGUGCUCUCCGAGCGUCCUCAACCUGGACGACUUGAACCGGAGGGGCCUCUACCUCAGCGACAUACCGCUGCACGACGCCACGCGAGACCUGGUGCUCCUCUCCGAGCAGUUCGAGGCCGAGUACAAGCUGACCAAGAACCUCGAGAUACUCACCGACAAGCUCCAGCAGACGUACCGGGAGCUCGAGGACGAGAAGAAAAAGACCGACAGGCUCCUGUACUCCAUCCUGCCGCCGUCGGUCGCCAACGAGCUCCGCCACCACCGGCCCGUGGCUGCCAAAAAGUACGACUGCGUCACCAUCCUCUUCAGCGGCAUUGUCGGCUUCAGCGCGUACUGCGCCCAGCACUCGGACUCCAAGGGGGCCAUGAAGAUAGUCAAGCUCCUCAACGACAUUUACACAACCUUCGACGUCCUCACCGAUCCCAAGAAGAACCCGAACGUGUACAAGGUUGAGACCAUCGGUGACAAGUACAUGGCAGUGAGCGGUCUGCCAGAGCCCUGCGAGAGUCACGCGCGAUGCAUCGGCCGCCUGGCGCUCGACAUCAUGGACCUUUGCAAGCAGGUCAAGAUGAACGACGACCAGAGCGUGCAAGUCACGAUCGGCAUCCACUCCGGGGAGGUGGUGACUGGAGUCAUCGGGAAGCGGAUGCCGCGCUACUGCCUCUUCGGCAACACCGUCAACCUGACCAGCCGGACGGAGACCACGGGAGAAAAGGGGCGCAUCAACGUCUCCGAAGACGCAUACCGGUGUCUGCAGCAACCACAGAACGAGGACCCGACGUUCAAGUUCGAUUACCGGGGACCCGUCACGAUGAAGGGCAAGAAGGAACCAAUGAAAGUCUGGUUUCUCUCCAGGAACCUCGACGCCAAGGCAGCCGCGUAACGCCGUGGGACCACACGUGGGACCACGCAUGCAUCUGGAGAACGACUCUCUCAUCGCGCCGCCACAACAAACAUCGCGCCAUGUGUCUCCCGAAGUGACUGUUGCGAAGCGAACAACUAUUACUGCGACCGACCAAUUCUCCCUCUGUUGUAUGUUUGCAGCUGUAGAUUCGAUAUGUGCGCCGCGCCCGAGCUCCUUUUAUUCAAGUGCUGCCUUUUUACGUGGCGUAUUACCAGCACAAAUAAUGGACACGGAACACAAUGCAUAUAUAAGACUCGUCAGUUAUGUUAUGUUUCGCGUCCGUAAUUGGCGCUGGUAAUGAUGUGUUACGUAAUUCGAGCGAGUGUAACUAUAGCCCCAGCUUUGUGCGCUUAGUCCAGAGCUGCAUUCGUUGUUGUUGGUCAGUGUUCUGGCAAAGAGCUUGUCUUUUGUAUGUGUCACAUCGAUGGAAUACCGUCUCGGCGAAAGCACAUUUCUUGGCCCAUGUGAAAUCUUCAGAUUCUUGCUUUUAUUUUGUACUCUAAGUCGGCUUGCACACGACUGAUAUAGUUUACCGAAUAUAUUUUUCUCUUUUGUUACCCGCCCUUAAUAUCAUUUCCCUACCCGUCGCAUCAACUAAAGGCUCUAUGCGAUUUUCUUUGGUAAAGGACGGCAAGGCAGCUGUCUGGCUUUCGCAGUUUGACCGGUUGCAACGACAGCAAUAUACUCGCGAAAAAUGAGUUUAUGUGUUGUUCACCUAUAAAAAUAACCAACAGUCCCGUCCUGCUGAUGCAUCCGACCAAUACAGUUCGUGAAUUGCGAUGUGUUAUUUCUGUGAUGUGUGCAAACUCACAAUGCAGUUUUAUUUUAAAUGCUCUUGCAUCCAUAAUGGUGGCAUAUAAAAGUCUGAAAUCACGAUCUUGUCUUUAAAGGAGAGAGAGAGAACGGGCGUCAAUGUGCCAUUUUUUGUAAUAAUUGUUACAAAAAAAAAAAAAGAACGAAAAAAAAAAUGUGUCCGCAGGGGACGAUCAUUUGUUGUAAAGGGAGGUUCGUCUUCUAUCCGUUUGAACGGCGAAGGCAUGCAUACGUUUUGUAUUAGAAACGAAUAUAACGGAUUACUUUUGCUAGUUUUGAACAGCUCUCUGAGAUAGUCAGCGCACGGGAGAAUAACUGACAUUCUGAUGACAUUGUUUUACUCCUGAAGCAUUGACUUAGUUGGAUGAUAAUGUACUUAAGCAUACACAAGCAGGACACAAAAGCCUGCAGUUAUUGAUCAUAUCUCUACUCGAUCUAAAUUUAUGCGGAACAAGACGGAAUAUUAAUAAAAGGCUGAUCACGCAGAGUACAGUUUGAUCACAUGUGCGCAAUAUAUAUAACAACAGUCUUUAAAAAAUCGCGUCCGGAGCGCGUUUUAAGUACCCCACUGUAUGAGAUAAAUGGUCGACACUUAAACUGGACACAUGACGGCUGCUGCUUAAAUUUAAAGGCAUCUGUUCACGCAUUGUUUUCUUGUAAAAAAAUUUUGAGGUUCGGUGUACCUCAUUCUGCUAUGCUGGUGUGGAUUCUCUGACUAUCUUCUUUGGCGAAGGGAAAACAGAUCAGCACUGCGGUAGACUGCGAAUUCGUUUAACACUUUCUCAAUGGGCUGUUACGGCAGUUUGUAGCUCGAGAUUUAUUGGCAAAGAUUGACGGAUGCUUGUUAAGCGCCACUAUCGCACAUUGAAGUCAUCUGCAGCGAAACAAUACAAGAUACGUAACAAUUCUUUUUUUUUUUUUUUGCGGAAUUUCGGACCACUGGAAACGUCAAAGCGUAAUUAUUGGCUUCUCAUUGGUUUGCUUGCUUUUUCUUUUUCCUCUUUUUUUUUGUGUGUAUUUGCUGAAUCUGCUGAAAUAAAAGUGGCAAGCCGCCAUGUUAUCCUCGUCGUUGGAAGUUGAAAGAACCACGCGAACCGUCGUGACAAAAGUUGAUAAUAUCGGCCACUUACGACACGCUCCAUACAGGUGACCUGCGGACUGGACCUUCUUAGUGUACAUAGACGUACUUCAGAAAAAAAAAAAAAAAAAAAAAAAGCCUUCUUGUGCUAUUCUCUACGUUUUGUGCUGCUGGCAUUUUGUUUUAUUUACUGCACUCGCACGUCGCGUAUCCAGUCUAACCAACAUUAGCAGAUUUUACAAAAAGGAAACGCCCGACUUCCUCCGUCUGCACAUUCAUUUUGUAAGAUUACUGCACAGCCACUCAGAACUGUACAUACACUGGAAUGACAAGAAAAUAAAAUGUUGCUGAACUAA
Molecule: messenger RNA, 4211 nt
Organism: Dermacentor silvarum
Lineage: Eukaryota; Metazoa; Arthropoda; Arachnida; Ixodida; Ixodidae
Gene: Gycbeta100B
Product: guanylate cyclase soluble subunit beta-1-like
Exons: 10
Coding region: 123-1943 (606 amino acids)
Biological process (GO): response to oxygen levels; cGMP biosynthetic process
Cellular component (GO): guanylate cyclase complex, soluble
Molecular function (GO): guanylate cyclase activity; heme binding
Source: RefSeq, a predicted model, not a curated record